Messenger RNA from Pecten maximus, 992 nucleotides. RefSeq names its product regulator of telomere elongation helicase 1-like. Gene Ontology annotation, cellular component: nucleus. The record is from RefSeq and is a predicted model, not a curated record. Gene Ontology annotation, biological process: negative regulation of DNA recombination; regulation of double-strand break repair via homologous recombination; negative regulation of t-circle formation. NCBI's taxonomy places the organism in Eukaryota, Metazoa, Mollusca, Bivalvia, Pectinida, Pectinidae. Gene Ontology annotation, molecular function: DNA helicase activity; hydrolase activity, acting on acid anhydrides, in phosphorus-containing anhydrides; nucleic acid binding.
AAGCCAAGUUACAUGUCAUCUCUUGGAAAUGUUAUAGUAAACUUCGCUCGUGUGGUGCCCAAUGGUAUGCUGGUAUUCUUCCCAUCUUACCCAGUCAUGGAGAAAUGUCUGGAGCAUUGGCAGGAAAAUAAUAUAUACAACAGAAUCACACAAUACAAGUCAAUUGUGGAGCCAAGAGGGAAGGUGGCCCUGUAUGAGGCAAUGGAAGGCUUUUACGAGAAAAUUAACGACCCCAGUCUCAAUGGAGCUAUUUUUAUAGCAGUGUGUCGAGGGAAGGUGAGUGAGGGACUUGACUUUUCUGAUAUCAAUGGCCGAGCAGUUAUCAUCACUGGCCUGCCCUACCCACCACGUAUGGACCCCAAGGUUAAACUAAAAAUGGAGUUUCUUGAUGAAAUGAAAGGCAAACAGACAUUCCAGACUCUGACUGGAAAUGACUGGUAUAAACAGCAGGCGUCACGAGCUGUCAAUCAGGCUAUUGGGCGUGUCAUUAGGCAUCGCCAUGACUAUGGCGCUAUCAUUCUUUGUGAUACAAGGUUUUCCUAUCAGAACUCUGUGAAUCAAUUGCCUAUAUGGGUACGUCCAAACGUCAACAAAUACAGCAGCUUCGGGCAAAGUCUGAAGGACAUAAUGGUAUUCUUCAAAACUGCAGAGAAAACCUUGCCAGCUCCACAACCACUGAAGAAGAAACAGACAACAGCUGGUUGUCAUGGAGCACACUUUGCUCCCACAAUGUCAAGGUCAAAGAUUGUCCCAAAGCUUGAGCAAGCUCGUAAAGUGGAACAGCAUGUCAGGAGUCUGCGUAACACAGAAGAGGAGAAUGCCCUACUUCAAAGUCAAUAUGAAUAUACCAGACAGUCAGUGGUUAAGAACAAGAGGCACAGUCUGUUGGGGGCUUUGUCUGAAAGUGAGGUGAGUUUGCAUCUACAUAUAUAUCCAUACGUGCCAUACUUCCAGGAGACCCAAUUAGGGAGACUGAUGAUUAUUUUAAUGGA